Molecule: messenger RNA, 3523 nt
Organism: Chenopodium quinoa (quinoa)
Lineage: Eukaryota; Viridiplantae; Streptophyta; Magnoliopsida; Caryophyllales; Amaranthaceae
Product: nitrilase-like protein 2
Exons: 12
Coding region: 19-987 (322 amino acids)
Molecular function (GO): hydrolase activity, acting on carbon-nitrogen (but not peptide) bonds, in linear amides
Source: RefSeq, a predicted model, not a curated record
GAAGUGAAUGACGUUGAAAUGUUGGCGGUUAUUACCAGCUUGUCCUCAGCAUCAAUAACAACAGCAGCAGCAUUUCCCUUGUUCACCACCAGUCAACCCAGAUAUCACGUGGGGUCACGUGCCGGCGAUUUAACCAUGGCCGUUAACUCAGCCAGAGUUGCCGUCGCCCAGAUCACUUCUGUCAACGAUCUCUCGGCCAAUUUUGCCACCUGUUCUCGUCUAGUCAAGGAAGCAGCAGCUGCUGGGGCCAAAUUGCUUUGCUUUCCAGAGAGUUUCUCUUAUGUAGGUGCUAAUCUUGGGGACAGCGUUAAGAUUGCGGAACCAUUGGAUGGACCAAUAAUGCAAGGAUACUGCAGUCUUGCCAGAGAAUCUCAGAUAUGGUUGUCUCUCGGAGGUUUUCAGGAAAAGGCAUCUGACGAUUCUCAUUUGCGUAACACACAUGUGAUAGUUGAUGAUACUGGAAAAAUCAGAAGCAAAUAUUCCAAAAUACACUUGUUUGAUGUCGAUGUCCCUGGCGGAAUGGUUUAUAAGGAAAGCAGUUUUACUGAAGCAGGCAAGGAUGUUGUGGCAGUAGAUAGUCCCUGUGGACGCUUGGGCCUCACUGUUUGCUAUGAUUUACGAUUUCCAGAAAUGUAUGAGUGCUUACGGUUUCAUCAUCAAGCUCAAGUUCUAUUGGUACCUUCAGCAUUCACAAAGAUAACUGGUCAAGCCCACUGGGAGAUACUUCUGCGUGCUCGUGCCAUUGAAAGUCAAUGCUAUGUGAUUGCUGCAGCACAAGCUGGAAGGCAUAAUGAUAAAAGGGAAAGCUAUGGAGACUCUUUGAUCAUUGAUCCUUGGGGAACAAUAGUUGGGCGGCUUCCUGAUAAGCUGUCAACUGGAAUAGCUGUAGCAGAUAUCAACUUUUCAUAUAUUGAAUCUGUGAGAAUGAAGAUGCCCAUUGAUCAGCAACGGAAGCCUAUUAAUUUCUGGAAAGCUUCCUCUAUAUGAUAGCCUAUUGGUUUCUGGAAAGCUUUCUCUAUAUGAUAUCUGAGUUCCUGAGUAAUGUAGAUGUAAAGGAGUUGGCGCUUGAUUUUGUCUUAUGAAUCUAUGUACCAUAUAUAGUUUAAUUUUUUUUUUUUUUUUUUUCAUUAUUAUGAUGGGACUGUGUACCAUAUAGUUGGUGAAUUGGACAAUUGAAUGAUCUCUAAUAAUGUAAUGUUUUCUUCAUAAAUAAUACUGGUAUAUUAAGGUUGGGGGGUGUAAAAUAGAAUGGUGAGGCAGAGUUACUAGUCUAGCAUCAAUAUAGAUCUUGCAUUGGGAAAACAUAACAUGCAUGAUUCGAACUUUUCCACACCUUCUUGGAUUUAUUGUACCUUCUACUUCCAAUACAAGACUGCCUUUCAAAAGAAAUACUUCAUCCGUUAAAUAUUAAUUGCAACAAAAGAAUAUUUUAUAUCUCACAAAUAAUACCCCUUUGUUGCAAUUAACAUUUAAUGGAGGAAGUAACAUGUGAUGCAGAUUUUAUGCAUAAAUGGAGAAUCAAUAUUCAUUAUGUAACACAAAAGUUCCAGUGAAACAAACUUAUGACAAAGCAAAAGCUUCAAUCAAACGUACAUCAAAGCACAUUUAUUGUAAGAAACGAAACUAAAAUGCUGCUAUGGAAGAGCCUCCUGGGCAGAUUCUCUCGAACUUCAGUGGCACUUUCAUUUGGUUUUUCAGGCUGCACCAUGUUCAUUGGAGUAGCAUUGGUUGCUACAACUGGGAGAGCAGGAUCUUGUGCCGUAUUUUUCGAGCUUUUACAUCAAUAAUAUAUUACUGAGCUGAUGAAAUAUUCAGAAGGGAUUCGAUGGUACUCUGACUACUCUAUGCGAGUGUGGCAAUGGAAGAAAAUCUGAUUACUAGCAAGAGAAGGAACGUUGUGUAGAGAAAUGUUUUCCUGCCAUGUAAAUGAAAUAAGUUUAUAUACAAAACUAUUUGUGAAACCAAAUUGUCAAUGUAGAAUUUUCCUAUCCUACAUUAUAAAAGUUUAACUUGACUCUUAUGAACAGUGUUGUGACCUUUAUAAAUAAAAAUGUGUAUUUACGUAAUUGCUUCUAUCAUAUGUGUAGCUUAUAACAUUCCACGCAUGCGCUCCACUUUUUUUUGUUUUUGUGAAUGGAAUUAAAAAAAAAAAAAAAAAAAAAAAAAAGAAAGAAAGGAGAUGGAGUGGCAUAGCAACAGAUACAAAAGCCGGCGAGUCCAAUUCAACGAUUCCAAGCCUCAAUUUGACAUUCCACCUUAUAACAUUCCACGCAUGCGCUCCACCUAAUUAUCAUCUCCCAUUCUCUCUAAUCUCGAUUAUCAGAUUCCGUGCAACCCUUCAUCUUACCAUUCAAACCGUUCAAUUGCCAGCGAGUCAGAGAAGAUGGAGUGGCAUAGCAACAGAUACAAUAGCCGGCGAGUCCAAUUCAACGAUUCCAAGCCUCAAUUUGACGCCACUCUCACCGACAACGAGGCCGAACAUCUAGAGUCGUUCAUGGGGGUUAAAGCUCAAAGUUGGCUUCCUUUCACUGGACUAUAGAGGGGAUUAUCUUGACGUUCCUCCUUCCGUUUUCAAGCACAAAGUCAUUCGUAAUCUUCUAUUACAGGUGAUCUAUUCACCCCGGCCUCGGCUUCAAUUCACCUCAUAUAUACAACGGCCAUAUAUGUUAAGGUGAUUGCUGCAGCACAAGCAGGAAGGCAUAAUGAUAAAAGGGAACAAUAGCUGGGCGGCUUCCUGAUUUCAGCUUCUCAAGGUCUUACAGCUAGCUAACGUAGAGGUCAUUUCAGGUUUUAAGGUUUCACCAUUCUAGAGAUUGCAUCCUAAGUGUGAGGGCUGUCAUUUUCCGAGUAUCUAAUCUGUACUUCUCACCCUGGUUUAUGAUGAAUUAGUUUAGUCAAGGUGAGAUCAUGGCCAUUUGUAUGUAUCCCAUGCUAUUUGGGUUAUAAAAAAAAUUUAAUCAACAAAAAUAUCUAACUUCCUAAGUUAAUAUAAACUGCUUACCAAUGGGUAAGAUACGACCCUAAAAAAGAAAUGUUGGUAUAGUUCUAAAGAAGUAAAAGAAACUGUAGCAUUGUUUGGGACUUUUGGAUAUAUUAAAAUACUCGACUUUAUAAUUUUCUUAAGUGUUGAAUGAUGUUUGUGUACCAUCGGCCCUAUUAUCUCUGUUGUUAGUUGUUACAGAUAAGUUGUCAACUGGAAUAGCAGUAGCAGAUAUCGACUUUUCAAGGAGAUUUAAAGGAGUUGGUGCUUGAAUUUGACUUGGAAUCUAUGUACCAUAGAGUUGUUUUUUUUUUUUUUUGUUUUUUUUUUUUCCCUAUGAUGGGACUGUGUACCAUAUAGUUGGUGACUUGGACAUUUAGUAGAAUGAUCUCUAAUAAAAAUAAUUAAUGUCAUGUUAUCUUUAUAACAGUACUAGUGUUUUAAGGUUGGGAGUUGUAAUAUAGAAAAACAUGUACUUAUAAAUUGUUGUAUGUAUUCUUUAGAUUGCAUAGAAUUUGAAACAUGGGUUGUUUUUUUUUUUUU